GCUGCAUCCUUCGUUCCUCGUAGCCGUCUUGAUAAGUUGAUCCACGGCGAGGAAGCCACGACACGUUUCCCGCUCACGAGUCUGAUCAUAUUGGAAUCAUCAUCCUUUGGAAUCGCUUCACCACCUCCGUUUGCCUUGGCCUCCUUCGUCGUGGGCCUUACGACUUUCAGCCCGCUUUUCUGACAUUCCUUCAUCCUCUCGUUAUCAACGUUGAACUUCUGCUUCACACCCUGGCCCUUUACGUGUUGUCGCCAACCUCAGCUUUGAUAUGACCUGUUCGAUAAUCCUAUUCUAGACUCUUCGGUACUGGCUCAUUCUGCGAUUGACUUAAAAUCAGGCCUAUCUUCUCGUCAAAAGUCCAGGGAGUCACGAAGGUACCUGCCACUAUCGGAUCAGGCCCGUCGCAUUCGUCGCAGCGCAACAUGACGCUGAGUCGUUCUGCAUUGCUGGCCGUAAGGUGAUGUUAUUGGGGAGGGGUUGAAACCAUCUGCUUGCCUCGUCCAAUAUGCCAUCUCCGAAUCAUCGCGCGCGGGCUUCUUUGGCCUCGACGAGUACAGGAGCUGCCAUACGGAGGGGAGAUUUGAAAAUCUCGGACCCAAUUCCUUUCAACGAAUCAAGAGACAUGUUCAUCACUUCGAAUCCGGUCCCCUCUCCUAGGUUCAAUGCUGGAUAUCGACCUAAUGACACCACAUGGCCACGCAAAAGUACUCCGCCACAGGAGUACCACGUUCGCCAUGUCAGCGACAUCCCACCUGGUAUGGCCCUUCGAAACUCCGCUGGCACGUCCCUUAUUCCAGGGUCCAUGUCUUCAGUACCAUCCAAGUCCUCCUUGAAUCAGAAGAAGCCAGGAGGACUACGCGCCACACUCAAACGCAUGUUCACUGGAAGGAAACACAGGUCUGUUCCUGCUAAGACCGAUGGUUAUCAUUAUAGCGACCCUGGCCAUCUCCUUCCUGUAACAGAGCAACAGCCAUCGACGCAGCCAGAGUCUGCGCCUUCUUUUGGGCUUGUCGUUCCCGGAACGGCACUGACAUCGCACCUGACCCGCCGACAACCGGAGGACUUUGAGCAGAGUCUACCGUCUCCUCCACGGCGCGGGCGCCGAAAUACUCUGCCUAGUCUGGUGUUCAGCGACAAGGACUCGGGCUCGCUGUCUGCUAUGGGAAAUCGGCCCAGUGGACAGGAAUCUCAGGACAAGAAGUGGGCGAAAGAGGACUACAUGUCUGAUGGUCAAUUGAAGCGCCGUUCGAGAAGUGCCGAUGCUCUCAAUGAAAUUUUACGUUCUGGUGGCCUUGAGCCUUCUCCAACCCGCGACAGGGCUGGAGAAAUUGCAUAUUGGCGCAACAGUGCCAUUCAGAAUCCUGUUCCUGUGUACAGUGGUCAAUCAAUCACGGUCGACCCUGUACAUGUCCUUGGAGGAGUCAGCUCGGUGGAGGAAUAUGAUGCAGAGUCCUCUGCCGUGGCAAAUCCGAUGCAGGCAUUUGACUUCGGUCUUGAUAUUGGCAGUGCCGGUGGAACGAGCUUGGAGCAGCGCAUCAACACCCUUGAGAUCAAGCUCAUCGACUUUGAGUAUGCUAUUGUAAAGCUCCAAGGGACGAAGAUCUCGAGCCCGGCGAGGAAUUCCAGACCAUUCACCCGAGGCCCCGUCCACGAUGUCUUUCCGGAUGACAACACGUAUCCGACGUUGACUUCAAGCUCUUCGCAUGAUACCAGCUAUCUUUCUUCGCCAGCUACUGUUAACGAUGUGAGCUUCUUGUCAUCUCCAGGAGAUACUCCUCCCUUGUCAUAUCCUGAAAAUGACGAUUUGUUUCGUCCUAACCGAGCCAGCAAGGCUACGACCGCAACCAUCACACCUUACACAGCCAGGCGCAGGUCACCUGCACGAUCACAAUCGCCGACUUCGAUCCACAUACCACUUGACAAGUUCGAAGCGCUCCUGGAGAUGAUCAAGGACGAAAAGGCGGCGCGCCAAAAGUUAGAGGAACAAGUCAUGGGACUCCAGAAAGAGGUCGACAGCCUCAAGACUCCGGUCUAUGCCACGAUCAGAGAAGCUUAUCCCACACCAAGUCCUGAGUCGUCACAUCACGCACCUGCAACACCACGAGCGCUGCAUCGGUCACCGGGAUUCCAACUGAACUAUCCCCCUCCUGAAAUUUCACGAUUUAGCGGAACCGAUCCGGAAUCGGACCAUGAGAACGAAGACGAAGGUUUCGAAGAAGUCUACGAGACCCCACUGGAGGAGAUGAGAAGGACAUUCGAGACCGCUCGAGAAGAACCACGGCUGGUGACAACAUGAGCCCACCUUUUGCCUCUGCAUUUUUGGCUCGUUUGUGUGUUCGGAGUAUUCCACACUUGGUUCAAGACUUAUUGGACGCCUGCUGGUUGACCUUGGUUACGGCAAAUGCGGAUGAUUGAGGACUUGAUGCUUUGCAUGUUCAAGCCAGGUUAUGGUGCAGUGCACAGCUGUUUCAGUGGCAUCAUGUGGUUUGAUUGUGCACUUUGGCCUGUUCAAGAGAUACCCUAUCUGCAAAGACGAGCCCUGAUAGCAGGAAGAUAGCGUGAGGAGGCUAUUUGUAAAUUACAGAGACCAACGGAGGUCUGUUGAUGCUGAUGUGAGCGUUUCAAGCGUGCUUGGAAACGUCGAAUGUUAAUCCGUG
Messenger RNA from Exophiala xenobiotica, 2657 nucleotides. RefSeq lists its product as uncharacterized. The transcript has 2 exons. NCBI's taxonomy places the organism in Eukaryota, Fungi, Ascomycota, Eurotiomycetes, Chaetothyriales, Herpotrichiellaceae. Bases 506 to 2296 code for a protein of 596 amino acids. The record is from RefSeq and is a predicted model, not a curated record.